GUUGUUCUGACCACCACCCAAACCCUCCCUCAAACUCACCCUUUCUUCUUCUCUCCUCUCUCUCUCUCUCUCUAUUGCUCUGCAAGUGUUUUGUACAAAAACCUGCUUGUUUGAAACCCUAGAUUCUCUGAAACUCCAUUUCCGUUUCUGUUCUUCUCUCGCUCGCUCAGUCCAUUGGCUUUGUUGUAUCGGCGGAGCUCCAAUCCAGUGUCUUCUUCUUCUUCUUCUUCUUCGUUUCGAUCUCGUCAAUCUCUCGCCUUCCAUCUCCGUUUCUCGACCGUCCUCCCAUGGCCGACGGCAAGUUCGAUCUGCCUGACGAUAUCAUCUCCUCCAAACACUCCGAUCAGCCUUGGACCGUCAAAGUUGAAAGUGAAACUUCUGGAGGAAAUGGUGGGGAAAAGGUGCUUUCUGGGUCACUUGAUGAGUCGAGAGAUCUACCGGUCUCAGAAAGCAGCAUACCUUUGUCUCCCCAGUGGCUUUAUGCCAAACCAACUGAAUCUAAGAUGGAAUUGCGUCCUUCAAGUUCACUUGCACACCCCACAGAAAACAACCAAAAGGAUGGCUGGCGUUUGGAAGGUUCUGAGGACAAGAAGGAUCGGAGGCGGCUUAACACUGAUGGUGAAAGUAGCCGCCGCUGGCGUGAAGAGGAAAGAGAAACUAGCUUACUUGGUGGUAGAAGGGAUCGCAGGAAAGUAGAGCGCCGAGAAAAUGUUUCAAUGAGGGAAACAACUGAAAAUCGAGCAUUACCCGCUUCCGACCGAUGGCAUGAUGGUCGUAACUCUGUCCAUGAAGCAAGACGUGAUAGCAAAUGGUCAUCGAGGUGGGGUCCUGAAGACAAAGAUAAGGAGUCACGAAAUGAGAAGAGAACAGAUGUGGAGAAGGAAGAUGCUCAUAAUGAAAACCAGACUUCUGUAGGUAGCAAUCGGUCUGCUUCUGAACGUGACUCAGACUCGAGAGAUAAGUGGAGGCCACGCCAUAGAAUGGAGGUUCACCCCAGUGGGUCAGCGACAUAUCGUGCUGCCCCGGGAUUUGGACUUGAAAGAGGAAAGACAGAGGGUUCAAAUUCAGGAUUUACCCUUGGACGGGGAAGGGGAAAUGUUAUUGGGAGAUCAUCUUCCUUGGGCCUAACUAACGCUGCUGUUCCUGAAAAAAUUGAGAGUGUUCCUGGAAAGCCAAGGUACUCGUCUGAUCAUUUUUGCUAUCCAAGGGGGAAGCUUCUUGACCUUUACCGUCUGAAGAAGCUUGAUCCAUCUUUUGCUACAAUGCCAAAUGGGAUGGAGGAACUACCGCCUGUAACUCAAGUAGACUUGGCUGAACCGUUGGCUUUUGUUGCCCCUGAUGAUGCAGAGGAGGCCAUCCUUCACAGCAUAUGGAAGGGAAAGAUUACGAGUAGUGGUGUAGCUUAUAAUUCUUACAAAAAGGGGGUGUCAACUGACAAUAUAAGAGAUGUUGGAGAAGUUGAAUCAAUAGAUGGAGUUGUGGAUAUUCUUCCGUCAACCCUUAUUGAGGAGACUGAUGAUGCCACACUCGUAGCAAAUGAUGAUAGUACUUUGUGGAACUAUGAUUCACAAAGGAAAAUUGUUGAUGAAAAGGAUGUUAAGCAUAAAGAAAAGGAAGAAAAGGCUACCUCAGCAAAGGGUCCUGGUGGAUCGAACUCAAUAAGUUCAGAAAGUAAUGGUAUUUGUAAUGAGAUAGAGAUUGGUGGCACAUACCACAGUGUCUUUCAGCCCAAUGUUGACACAAAUAGGCAAAAGAAUGGCAACACCAGCGGUGAGGAUAGAGAGUUGGAAAAGAAUGUCCCACCCGAGGAUUUAUGCUUGUAUUACCUUGAUCCUCAAGGGGUGAUCCAGGGACCAUAUUUGGGGGUUGAUAUUAUCUCAUGGUUUGAGCAAGGUUUUUUCGGCAGAGACUUGCCUGUCCGCCUGGCAGAUGCUCCUGAAGGAACACCUUUCCGAGAUUUGGGUGAGAUCAUGCCACAUCUGAAAGCUUUGGAUGGGCAAGUCAAUAAUAUUGAUCAAAGUUUGGAGAUGGAAGAAGCCGGAGGCUUUGGAGUUAAUGUUGGGUCAAAUUCCCCUUCAUCUGCUCUUGUUUCUGGAGUUAGCGAUUCAUCUGUUGGAAAUGAGCCCAGGUCAUUACUACCUGAGUUCAUUGACCUCCCAGCUAAGCUUGUUCAGUUAAGAAUAUCUGAACCUGAAGAUCCACAGCAAUUGCCACAUUUCAAGGGUCAGAACUUUCAUGAUUUUGUUGCGCAGGAUGAAGAAAUUGUAUUUCCCGGAAGACCUGGGAACCCUGGCUAUCCUGCGGCAAAAUCUUCUGCAAAUGCUCGUGAUCCUUUAGCAAGUUCUGGUGGCCACCUUCUUCCGCUGCCUGAAUUUGCAGAACCUGGUUUGCGAAAUCAGACAGAAACUAAAUUGCAUCCUUUUGGCUUGCUGUGGUCUGAGCUGGAAAGUUCUCAAAUAAAGCAUGCAAAGUCAUCUAGUACAUCUUCUAGCCUAGGCCGGACUGCUUCUUUUGGUGGCAUGACUGAUCCAGCUGCUGUUGCUGACACAUGGUCUGAUGUCUAUGGAAAAAAUACACUUCCGGAUCCCAACUUAUAUCAAGAUGUGAUGAAUGUGCGCAAUUUAUCACGAAUUGAACAUGAACCUAGCCAUCUUGAUUUAGCAGAUCAGUUUGUGUCGCAACAAUUGCAGCAACAGCAGCUCCAACAACGGAAUAUGUUGUCUAGUUUUGCUCAAUUGAAUGAAUCAGUCUUAGAGCAUCUGCCAAGUGAAAAUCUUAUUCACCACCAACAAUUGGCGAGCCUUUCUCCACCAGAUCUAGAUCAUCUUAUGACGCUUCAGCUGCAGCAGCAUCGACAGCUUCAGCUCCAGCAACAUCAGCAAUUGCAGCAACAGCAAUUUCAUCAAAAGCAAAAGCUGUUGCAGGAACAACAGCAAUCUCAUGCACGGCAGGUGUUGCUAGAACAGUUAUUGCAUGGUCAAAUGCAGGAUCCUGGACUAGGACAACCUCAUGUUGAUCCUAUAAGAGCUAAUAAUGUUCUAGAUCAGAUAUUUUUGGAGCAACACCUUUUACAUCAACUACAACAACAGUCUCACCACCCUCCUAGGCAUGUGGAUCCAUCUCUGGAGCAGUUCAUGCAAGCAAAAUUUGGUCAGACACCACAACAGGAACAUCAAAGAGAUUUAUUGGAGUUACUAUCUAGAGCACAGCCUGGCCAACAGUCUUUGGAACAUCAGAUGCUUCAGCAUGAGCUGCUGCAAGCAAGGCAGUUGUCAAUGGGAAUGAGGCAGCGGGCCAGUAUGGAAGAAGAGAGGCAUAUCAACCCUGUCUGGCCUCAGGAUGAAUCCAAUCAGUUCUUCAGGGCCCACGUUGGUAGUAACAGAGCUCUCUCAUCUGGCUUUGGUCCAUUGGAUGUUUAUCAGCGGCAACAGAGGCCGUUUCAUGAUGAGCAGUUGGGUCAUCUUGAGCGGAAUCUUUCACUACAGGAUCGACUUCAGCUUGGACUUUAUGAGCCUGCACUGCCAUUUGAGCGGUCAAUGUCUUUGCCUCCUGGGGCUGCAGGAAUGAACCUGGAUGCUGUAAAUGCUAUGGCUCGUGCUCACGGAUUAGACAUGCAGGAGUCAAGUGCACGUAUGAAAUCUGCUGGUCAAGUGGGACCAUUUCUCUCUGGCACUCACUCUCACGGUCCUCAUCACCCUUUAAUUUCUAAUCAGUUUCAGGCUUCACAUAUGGUUGGACUUGAGGGCCGUUGGUCUGAGAAGAAUGAGCUACUUGAAAAUAACUUUAUUGAUUCUCGGUCUCAAUUGCAUAUCCCUGCCGAGCAACAGAGAAGGGAAUCCGAAGUAAACGUGACUUCUGAGGAUGCAACAUUAUGGAUGUCAGAUGGACUUAAUGAUGAGAAGUCAAAGCGAUUGUUGAUGGAGUUGCUCAAUCCAAAAUCAGGCAAUCAACUUACUGAUCCGUUGGAUGUGAGCAAUGAGCCUUUGUCUGAGGGAAGGAUGUUAUUUGGCCGGUACUCUGGGUCUGGGUCAAGCUUAUCUGAUAUCCCUUUCAGUCAAGCUAAUUUAAAUAAUCCAUAUGGAGUGAGAGCAUAUAGUUCAAUUCCAAGUGAACCACCACAAGAAGAGCACACGAGCAGUGAUAAACUGCCCUUGAAAUCUGAUUCUAGGGGGCCCUCCGUGAACAAAGAGCGGCCGGAGGUGCAUGGGUUGAAAAGUGAGGCUAUGCUUAAAGGUCGGGAUUUCGAGAUCCAACAAAGCAUGGUUGAGCAAGCAGGCUUGGUAGAUCGAGUGUCAGUCUCAUUCAAAGGGCAAGAAAAUAUUCUGCUUAGACGCCCAUCUGUGUCACGGACGCCAUCAUCCCAGGAUGGAUUGUCUGAACUAGCAUCUGAUCCAGUUUCAAGGGGGAUGAAUUCUCUGAGUGGUGUUCCUGAUGGGGUUCGUCAUGAUACUGCGGGUAAUCUAAUAAACCAAGGUCCGGAUGUUACAGCAUCUUCCAAGAGGGAUAUGCGCUUCCGCCGUACUUCAUCCGGCAGCGAGGCUGAUGUCACAGAGGCAUCCUUCAUUGACAUGUUGAAGAGUAAUGCAAAGAAGACUGCUCCAACAGAUACCCAUUCGACGGCCGGAAUUCCAGAUUCAUCUGAUGGAAUGCAAGGCCGAAGUGGCAAAAAGAAGGGAAAGAAAGGGCGGCAAAUCGACCCUGCUCUGCUUGGCUUCAAAGUUACCAGCAAUAGAAUUAUGAUGGGUGAAAUUCAAAGAAUAGAAGAAUAGUGCAAUUUUAACAUUUUCUUUAUCGUUCCUUUCCUGAUAGUUCAAUAGGUUCAGAGUGUAAAGUACCCGUCGAUGAAUUUUUGUGUUUAUAAUUUUUUCCCCUUUUAGUGACAAAUGUGGUAAAUUUUAGACAAAGGGGUAUGGCAAAAUGCCUGGUUUACAAAUCUGAAUGUGCAGCUACUGGAUAUAGUUUUGUAUAGACUAACAAGGUUCAUAAUGAAAAUAAUUGCUUAG
Molecule: messenger RNA, 5003 nt
Organism: Morus notabilis
Lineage: Eukaryota; Viridiplantae; Streptophyta; Magnoliopsida; Rosales; Moraceae
Exons: 11
Coding region: 288-4769 (1493 amino acids)
Molecular function (GO): protein binding
Source: RefSeq, a predicted model, not a curated record